Messenger RNA from Dimorphilus gyrociliatus, 737 nucleotides. Lineage: Eukaryota; Metazoa; Annelida; Polychaeta; Dinophilidae. The record is from the annotation of a GenBank genome assembly.
AGUUAUCAGAAACACAGAACAACAUUCGAUUCAACAUGGAUCUUGGUGUGAUGAAGCAAAGUUUCAACUCUCAAAUAAAUGCUAGUUCAGAACUUUAUCCAGAUUGGCUAAAGGAGGAACAUGAAACCGGCACAACUAUUAUGGCAGUAGAAUUUUCUGAAGGUGUAGUUAUCGCAGCAGAUUCUCGAACCACCACUGGAGCAUACAUUGCCAAUAGAGUGACUGACAAACUGACCAGAGUAACAGAUAGAAUAUAUUGCUGCAGAUCCGGCUCUGCCGCAGAUACUCAAGCAAUAACUGAUGUAGUUGCUUAUCACCUGGGAUUUUUACAAAUGGAACAAGGCGAAGAACCUCAAGUCAAAAUUGCCGCAAGCGUCUUUCAAGAGAUGUGUUAUAAUUAUAGAGAUAGCUUGACAGCAGGCAUUAUUUGCGCUGGAUGGGACCGCCAUAAGGGAGGACAAGUUUAUUGUUUACCUUUAGGAGGUAUGUGCGUUAGACAGCCUUUCGCUAUUGGAGGUUCCGGCUCGACUUAUAUCUAUGGUCAUGUCGACAAAGAAUUUAAGGAAAAUAUGGCAAAAGACGAAUGUAAGGAAUUUUGUAAAAAUGCCGUUGCUUUAGCUAUGAGCAGAGAUGGAAGCUCUGGUGGCGUUAUCCGACUAGCUGUAAUCACAAAGGACGGUAUCGAAAGAGAAUUUUUUGCAGGCAGCGAUGUACCUACAUUUUGGGAAAAAUAUUGA